Messenger RNA from Styela clava, 3200 nucleotides. RefSeq lists its product as uncharacterized. Gene Ontology annotation, molecular function: ubiquitin-like protein binding; cullin family protein binding; ubiquitin conjugating enzyme binding. Gene Ontology annotation, cellular component: ubiquitin ligase complex. NCBI's taxonomy places the organism in Eukaryota, Metazoa, Chordata, Ascidiacea, Stolidobranchia, Styelidae. The record is from RefSeq and is a predicted model, not a curated record. Gene Ontology annotation, biological process: protein neddylation.
AAAAACGACUUGAAACAUUAGUUUUUACGCAUGGGGAUUUUCUACGAUUCUGUCAGCUCCAAUUUCGUAUUUUGCUGCUAGCUUCGCAGCCACAAAGGUGGCUUUGUGGGUUCUGUAGCGCCAGCAGUGCCGGCACCGUGUUUCUGUAUUCUGCCUGUAAUCAUCAUAUACAUACCGGAUUACCGGUAUCUUUGUAUCUUAGCAUCGUACCCAAGUACAGUGGUCAGUGGUACUGGUACCUACUGCACGACUGAAGUAUGGGAAACAAUAUUUCAUCAUGUUGUGGUGCUGCGGAUGGAUUCCGAUGCUGUUGUCUAGGACGGGGUGGAAGAAGCAUGAAAAGCGGGAAAAUGGUCCCGGCCGAUCUUCAUUCCUCUGGUGCGCAAACAAGCUCAAAAGGGCAAAAGAAACCAGUUGUGCAAUCUCGGCCUACAACACUGCCUACGCAGAGUACGAGUGCUGGUGCGUCUACAUCAUCAGGUCAAGCAAGGCAAGAAGGAAAUAAAUUCUCCGAGUUUUCACUUCACGGCGUUCAGAAAACUUCACCUGUGGAACAAGCAGAUGAUAGUAUGGAUGGAUUACAGAGCAGCGUUCAGCAUAAAUUUCUGAUGGAAAACGUCUCUUCUCUUUUUAACGAAUAUAAAGAGAUUGAUUGUGAUGAAAUUUUAGCGGAAGGAAUCUCAAAGUUCUGUAACGAUUUAGAAGUUGAUCCAGCAGAGUUCAUCGUUUUGGCAUUGGCUUGGAAAUUUAAAGCUGAAACAAUGUGCAGAUUCUCAAGAGAUGAAUUUACCCAGGGUUGUAUUGCUCUGCAAGCUGAUUCAAUUGAAUCAAUCAAACAAUCAUUCCCUGAUCUUGAAAAUGAAGCAAGAAUAAAUUUUAAAGAUAUUUAUAAAUUUGCUUUUCAAUUUGGUCUGGACUCAGAUCAGGGUCAAAGAUCUCUACCUUCUGAUGUAGCAAUAGGAAUGUGGCAAGUUGUUUUUUCAAAGGAUCCACCUCAGUUACUGGACGAAUGGAUUAAAUUUCUUGAAGAAAGCAAGAUUCGUGGAAUAUCUCGUGACACAUGGAAUAUGUUUCUUCAUUUUACUGAAAAUGUUGGUUCUGAUCUUAGUAAUUACGAUGAUAAUGAAGCUUGGCCAAGCCUGUUCGAUGAUUUUGUAGAAUAUUACAGAAUGUCAAUAGCAGUCAAAGAAACUACAGAUAAAUUUGAAAGUAACGAAUCGCAAAAGGAAGAAGACAUCGAUGAAAAUUUACAUACAGUUAACAAUGAGAUUGCCAAAAAUGAAGCAGUAACACACAGCAGCACUGAACCAAAUUUACCAGGAUCUAUUCCAGUUCAACAUGAAGAACAGGAGGUCAAAGUUCCUGAUGACAAACCAGAAGAUAUUCAGGAAAACAUCCAAAAAACAAUCAAUCAUGACGAAAAUAACGAUACAACAGCUAUUUUUAGGGAAAAUGUAGUUGUCGAAACACCGGCAACUGAAUUUUUGGAUUCAAAACAGUUAGAACCUGCGUCGUUAAACUUAGAAAAGCCUGAUAUAUCAUCAAAAAAUGGUGAUUCACAUUCAACAGCAACACAAAAGCAAAACUACUCUUCUGAUUUUGAGGGUGAAAAAGAAAACUCAAAAUUAUCACUCACUGAUUUUCCUUCCACAUCGGAAGAACCCAGUUCUGAGUUUGAUUCUGAACCGAUUCGAUGCGAGACUUUGCACUCAUCGCAUCUAUCUUAGCCAAUUAUCGAAUAUUUUUCAUCCACUCACAGCCUUUGCGUAUUUACAACAUAAUAACGCAGUCAAGUUUUUUUGGUCAUUCUCAACUUGCCAUGUUAAUUCAUAAUCGUUUUUUUAUACAUUGUUCAACCACCAUGCUUGGGAUAUACCCUAUUCCUGUGUUUAUUUUACCCAGAACUGUGAUUAUUAAAGAUUUGUCUCGAUUACAACAGCCACAGGAUUCUAUAUGUGAGAUAGUUUGCAUGCUUCGUAUCAUGACGUUUUAAUUUUAUAAUUCAUGGGCGUGAUGUGGUGGUUAUUUAAUGUAUUAGCUCGAAAUAGACCAACAUAUUAUCAUAAUUAACUUAUACCGGGAAACAGUACCAGCGAUACAGUACUUUGAAGAUUGCAGACUUCUUUACUUCCUACAUUGGCACCAAACUAAAAUUGGUCUGUUUUAUAUGAAGUAGUGCUGAAAUAAUUUAUGUGCAAGAGCUCCACUGCACUACAAAAUUAACCGAAACUAAAUCGAUAGAUGGUGCUUUGAUUACUUGGAUGCCUCCUCAUCGUAAUUAUUGAUGAACAGUUGCCAAAUAGGCGUCGACUGGAAGAAGGAUGUCUCUUUCUAGUAGCAUGAACCCCUUCUUUGUCAGAAAAUCUUUUCCAUUAAUUACAGACUCUUUAUCCACUGCUUGGAUUAUAUAGCAAUGAAGUCUCUAUUGUCAUCCAUAUAAGGUACUGUACUGUUGUUUAAUUGAUUUUCCUAUUCGUUCGACUGUUUUGUGAGAGAUAUCAUGUCGGACUUCUCUUAAUGAGCUGUUAUACGAGAUUUAAAUUUGAACCAUGGUGAAUAUGAUAUGGUAUUUUGGCUGGUAUGAAUAUGUUUUGUAAUUUUUUACCAUGGUUUUUGUUAAAAACUAUUUCCAAGUUUAUAAGAGGAUGUUCAUAUGUGAAGGCUCAUUCAGAUCGAAUUACCAAUAUGUAUGCUUGAUAAUAAGCAUAUCUUUGUUGCCUGGUAGUUUGGCACAUUCAAAGUUGGAUUGAGUUCUCAUUAUAUUUGAAAACAAAUUUGCCUUCGCAUAAAUUUGACAUGAAUCACGAUUUUGUCACAAAUUCAGUUGAGAAAUUGUGUUAUUUGCAUUUAUCUAUCUUUCAAAAAAAAUAUCUGACAAUAUGUCAUUUUUUGAAGCAUAGCAGUAGCAAAUGCGAAAUAUUCUUUAUCUUCAACUGAAUUACUUGGGUAUAAUCUUUUUUUCUUUAUUUGUAAUCAUGAAGCUGUUGUCAAGCAUUGAUCAUGCAUGUAAUGAAUUUAAAAUAUUGUUAUCUUUAAGUUGUAGACGUAUGGUAUGUUUCGCAUUAUUCUUGAUCGGUUUCUAUGUUACUAUUUUCCUACUGUUAGAGGAAGCGUUUUUGUAUUAUGUACCCUUCAGUAUUUUUUCUUAUGAUUGUAAUACAGGUUUGUGCCAUAUCAAUAUAUAAACUUGUAAUAGCCCG